UUGAUUAUUUAUCUUUUUCCAAAGUUAUAUACUCAAUAACUUAAGUAUCUCAUACUACCUCCGAGUUUAAUUUAAAACUAAAAACAUUAAAAACAAUUUGAAGUGAUAGUAGAAUUUUUAUCAUAAGAGUUUUUUUCUUCUUUAUCUUAGAAAUUAAUUUUAUAAGAAGCUAUUCAUUGAUAGUAGAAUAAUUAUUUAGACUACCUUCUCUUCAUUCUUAGGAGUAUAUUCAUGCCACUUUAUAAGCAUCUAUAAUUAAUACAAAUACAAAUACAUAUUCAUAUUCAUAUUAUUUUCAAUUCAUCUUAAAUUCUUAUUCACUUCAAUUUAUCUCCCUACUAUGAAGAAGCUCUGUCCCAACCUUGAUCACGAGGAUGGGCUUGAAACGGUGCUAGAAGUUCCCAUCCCAGAAGAUAUUUUCACCAUCAAAAGUGGAACCACAUGGAAGAACAUGAAGCAAUGGAUGAAACCAAACAAUGAAUCAAGAUCAUCACGUUUUGAAGAUCCAAACACAAACAAUAUUCAACUAUUGCUUGGUGUUGUUGGAGCACCAUUGAUUCCUUUCCCUAUCACAUAUGAUUACAAACCCAUCAUCACUCGUAGCAUUAAAGACCAUAACAUUGAGGCUUCGAUGGCGAAGUAUAUAGUGAAACAAUACGCGGCAGCGGUAGGAGGAGAGAGUAAUUUGAAUAAGGUUGAAAGUAUGUAUGCAAUGGGUGAGGUGAGAAUAGGGAGUUCAGAGUUUGAGGCAGGGGAAGGGGGUGUGAAUAGCAAGAAGAAGAAUAAGGUGAAAAAAGUUGAGAUGAAAGGAGAGAUGGGAGGAGGGUUUGUAGUAUGGAAAAAGAAGCCAGAAUUGUGGUGUUUGGAAUUGGUGGUUUGUGGGUACAAAAUAAGUGCUGGGAGUGAUGGAAAAAUGUGUUGGAGGCAAACCCCUUGGCAUCAUUCUCAUGCUUCUCGAGGCCCACCAAGACCACUUAGGCGUUUAUUUCAGGGUCUUGAUCCAAUGUCAACAACCAAUCUUUUCAACAACUCUACAUGCAUAGGAGAGAAAAAAUUGAACAAUGAAGAAUGUUUCAUUCUAAAACUUGAAGCUGACUCUACUGCAUUGCAAACAAGAAGUAGUAACAAGAUAGAAAUAAUUGGUCACACACUAUUAGGCUAUUUCAGCCAAAGAACAGGACUUUUGGUUCAAUUAGAAGACACCAACUUGAUCAAACUCAAAUCCUCUGAAAAUGACACAAUAUUUUGGGAAACAAACACAGAAUCUCUCAUACAAGACUACAAAAUAGUUGAUGGCAUUCAAAUAGCACAUUAUGGAAAAACUUUGGUCACUUUAUCAAGGUUUGGUGAAGGACAUGAGAGUCAUUCUAGGACAAUUAUAAAAGAGGUUUGGAAAAUUGAUGAAGUUGAAUUUAAUAUUAAAGGUUUGUCCUUAGAUUGUUUUCUAGCACCUAGUGAUUUAAAGAAAGAAGAAGAAAAAGGGGUGGAAGAAUGUGGGAUGGUUCCUAUGAGGAAUGUUAUUUUUCCCUAUAAGAUUCAAUCAGCUUCCUUUAAGAUUAGUGCUUCUAAAGUAGUUGCAAUUAAUGUUGAUGAUUCAUGUGCUAAUGAAAGCAUUCACAAUACGUAAAUUUAUGGAUGUUUCAAUUUAUAAUACCAUUCGUUCUUCUAUUGGUUAA
Messenger RNA from Cicer arietinum (chickpea), 1676 nucleotides. RefSeq lists its product as uncharacterized. The record is from RefSeq and is a predicted model, not a curated record. NCBI's taxonomy places the organism in Eukaryota, Viridiplantae, Streptophyta, Magnoliopsida, Fabales, Fabaceae.